Ilex paraguariensis (yerba mate) is the source of this 660-nucleotide messenger RNA. Lineage: Eukaryota; Viridiplantae; Streptophyta; Magnoliopsida; Aquifoliales; Aquifoliaceae. The record is from the annotation of a GenBank genome assembly.
AUGGGUUGUUUUAGCAAUGGUUCACAAGGCUCUGGAGACAAGCUUAGGAUUCCUAAGGUUAAAAGCAUUAAAGCUGGUCAGCUCUUCAGCGCUCAAAAUUCUGCUUCUGCUAUUUCAUUUCCUGAGGGUAACUACGUUGAUGAUCCUUCCAGAAGUCAAAAGGAUGGGAAAAAUGCUCCACAGUACAAUACACUGAUUUUUGAAGCACUUUCAACCAUCAAAGAUUCAAAUGGAACUGAUAUUGAUGCCAUUGUUGGCUUUAUUGAGCAAAGGCAUGAUGUGCCUCAAAAUUUCAGAAGGUUAUUGAGUUUGAGGCUGAGAAGGCUUGUUUUGCAAGGCAAACUUGAAAAGGUUCACAACUGCUACAAGAUCAAAGAUGCAGAGUUGGGAACAAAAACGCCUACACCAAAACAAAAUGAUGUCAGGCCAAGGCCAUCCCAAAAUUCUCGGGUAAUCAUCGCUAGUGAAACAGUGGAAGAUGCUGCAAUGACUGCUGCCUACAAGAUUGCUGAAGCGGAAAAUAAGUCCUUUGUAGCAGCUGAAGCUGUUAAAGAGGCAGAAAGGGUCUCAAGGAUGGCUGAAGACACUGAAGCAGUGCUGCAGAUAGUGAAAGAGAUCUAUGAACAAUGUUCACGAGGUGAAAGUAUUCUCUGGGCUUAA